AUGAAAAUCGCUUCGCAAAUCGGCCUUCUUGCUGUCUGCCUCGACGCUGCUUCCUUGCCAACUGAAUUGACAAGCAUCCAGCCGUACAACUACGAUGAGAGCAGCUACGAUUCCCUCGAUCAAAGGAAGGUGCCAAAUCGUCAUCCAAAAGCGCGACUUCGAACACUCGAGGCAUUUUCAUACGAACUUUUGGAUAAGUGGUUUGAUCACGUUCCUUCACAGGAUAACUGGAAGAUGAAAUUCGCCACGAACAUCCAAAGAAUGCGAUCAGCGUUCGACAGAUGUGGUUUCUACGACCCAAGCCUUCCCCACGGUGGUCCAGAAGAACGAUUCGACGAUGAGGAAAAUCUACGACUGGAUAAUGUUGACCCGAGAGUUGGAACCAAACAACUUACGACGGGACUUUCAAAAUGGGCUCAACGAUACUUGGACAGCUGCAAAGGGCAACGAAAAAACAACCACCAAGUGAACAGAAUGAAAAAGUGGAACAAACUGCUGAACAGACAUCUUAACAACAUUGGAAUGCCAUUUUAG
Messenger RNA from Oikopleura dioica, 534 nucleotides. The record is from the annotation of a GenBank genome assembly. NCBI's taxonomy places the organism in Eukaryota, Metazoa, Chordata, Appendicularia, Copelata, Oikopleuridae.